Molecule: messenger RNA, 8752 nt
Organism: Etheostoma cragini (Arkansas darter)
Lineage: Eukaryota; Metazoa; Chordata; Actinopteri; Perciformes; Percidae
Exons: 66
Coding region: 156-8213 (2685 amino acids)
Biological process (GO): cell-matrix adhesion
Cellular component (GO): cell surface
Source: RefSeq, a predicted model, not a curated record
AACACCCCCUUCGGCAGUUUACCAUUGCAUCUGUGUCUCAGGUGUCAAGAGAGAGAAAAUUAAACGGACUUUACAACACCUGAAGGACUUCAGCUACAGACAAGAUUUGUGAAUAUCACCACAAAGCCGUCUCAGCUCAUGAGACUCGUCACAUCAUGAGAUCAUGCAGCCGUUUCCUAUUGGUUUACCUACUGGGGAGCUGCUUUGGGGCAGUAAGUGCACAAAGCAAUGCAACCUGCACUACUGUCCAAAACUGUGGUCAGGUGCCAGAUCCGACCUCUGACUUCCUCCAGUGUGUGGGAUUGCCUUCGAAUGAAACAGGGAACAAUCACAUGCGGAGGCUGAAAGGAAUGCUCCAAGCAACGAUGGAUGUGUACACCUUCAUGAGGUCCAGCAUGACAGGAGUGCCACUUCUCAGCCUGCAGGGGGCCCUGGAAUUAAAACCCGGAAGAGACCCCCUUCAGAACGAAGCCCUGGUCCAGAUGUGGUUGGAGGUCACGAUAAAACCGCUGCUGAAAUCUAUCAGCAAACACUUCCUAUCCUGCCUCAGCACAAAGAACUUCAGCUGCUCCACCUACCAGACUGUGGUGAGGGAGCUCAGCCUUUAUUAUUCUGAGAUGAAUCCAGUCAGACAAAAGUGGAUCUACACAUUCUUUAUGUACCCCUUUCUGUCUGGAGACAGAGUAGCGGGUUGUGUGAGUCCAGGGGAGAGCAGUGAGGAUUGGCUGCUGAAGAAUUUUGGUGCCUUUAGAGUCAUGGCCCGAAUGAAGGAUUUUUCAACACUUAACAUGGUCUUCAGCGGAUUGGAGGUUCUGAACCUGCUGUCCCCAGCGCAGAAAGCCGAGCUGCUGCUGAUGCCUGAGGUUGCAGGUUUAGACAACGGCACCCUAAGCCUGGUUUUCCACAGUUUGUUGACAGGGGGCUCUGGCCCUUCACCCACCACCAGCCCUGGAGGUGUCACCUAUUGGACGACCCCUAGAACUAACCAAAACUGGACCUUACCUGGUGGUAACCAAAACUGGACCUUUCCUGGUGGUAACCAAAACUGGACCUUCCCUGGUGGUAACCAAAACUGGACCUUUCCUGGUGGUAACCAAAACUGGACCUUCCCUGGUGGUAACCAAAACUGGACCUUUCCUGGUGGUAACCAAAACUGGACCUCACCUGUUGGUAACCAAAACUGGACCUUUCCUGUUGGUAACCAAAACUGGACCUUUCCUGGUGGUAACCAAAACUGGACCUUUCCUGGUGGUAACCAAAACUGGACCUUUCCUGGUGGUAACCAAAACUGGACAAGCCCUGGAUACUAUCCUUCAUAUCCCACAUAUGACUCAUACCCACCACCGUCCCCAGAGAACAGCCUCAGACAGGUUGUGAACGGGUUCAUGAUGGCUUUCAAACCCGUUGGGAGCUUCGUUCAUAAGUUUGUGUCCUUCACACAAGAGAGGAACGUGUCAGAAAUUAGAAGCACCACUUUGACCCAGUUCCUGCUUAACUGGACUCUGGCUGAGUUGGCUGCCACUUAUAAGCAAAAGGAACCAACUGUAGUUCCAGAAACGCCAACGUUUGACGUGACAAAUGUGGACGAUUGGUACCAGUAUGUCGUGGUGCCGGUGUUACGAAGGUUCCUGCCAAACGACGGGGCCCUCAUGCAUCAAAACAUCAAACUCGCCUUCCACCAAGUGUUCCAUCUGAAUAAUAAUAUGGACAAUGACACCUCUGAAACGGUCAGUGAAGUCAAGGAUGUCUGUAGCAUCACUCUCGAUAAGAAACCUUGCGGGCUAACUGAUGCGGUGGAAAAUGUGGCCAAUGUUUUGCACUGCGCGGCUCGUAGCAACCUGAUAAUGACCGAGGAGACGGUCAUGAGAUUGAUUGGAGAGCUGACAGGACGUCUGAACUCACUGAUCAAAGAGUUGUCAACAGCAAACUUCAGCGAGGUGGCAGCCGACAUUCAGCAGAUCUUUGGCGGGGCGGAGUCUCCUUCUCUGGCCCAAGAACAUCUGGAUGACCCGGACUUCAUCAAGCUUUGGUUUCAGAUCAAACUGGUGCCUCUCAUGCCUAACAUCCCUAUAGACAUUAUGACCUGCCUCAGCACCAAGAACUUCUCCUGCCCUGUUUUCCACACACUUGUGGCGGAAUUUGGCAAAUAUGAGCCUCCAAUGUAUCCGAAAUAUCUAAUCUAUCAGAUGUUCAUCUAUCCCUUCCUGCUGCAUGACCGAACCCCGGUGGCCCGGUGUAUCUCCUCCAAUCAAAGUGCAUGGCUGCUAAACAACUUUGGUGUCUACUCAAGUAUCAUUUCCAUCACUGACUUCUACAAGUUCAACUUAAACUUCUCUGGACUGGAGGUUCUUCCACUCUUGUCUCCAAGUCAGAUAGCAGACUUGCUGAUUUUGCCUCUUCCUACUCCACCUGAGAAAGACGUUGUUAUCGAGCGAGUAUUUGACUUCCUAUUGGAGUCUCCUCAAUACAAGAAACUUCCAGACAUCCUGAGCAGCCUCCGCCAAAAUGCAUAUAAAAUACCCUGUGAUGUCUUCAAACACAUCUUAGAGAGAUUAUACAGAGCCAUAUCACUUCUGCCACGAGAUUUGGAACCAGUCAUCUGGGCUAACAUAGAUAUGCUGAUAAGCAAGGUAGCAGAUCCAGCAUGUGUGCCAGAUAACGUCAUGUGCCCAGUAACCCAGUACAAUGGUUCUGAAGUCUGCAGAGGAGUUAACAGCUCUGACCAGAACUCUUACCUGAACACAUCUAUGGAAGUUUCCUGCAAUUUUGCCUUGGAGACGUAUGCAUGUGCACAGCUGGAGAAUUUCACAGCCAAUCAGCUGGUGUCUCUUAUAAAGUGUAACCUGCCUGGAAACAGCAAGUACUCCAAAGUGCUGUGGAAGAUGCUGUUGACAAAGCUAUCAUUUGUCUUGGACCCAGCUCUGGACCUGCUGAGUAACAUGCCCAUGGCUAUGGUUGGUCCAUCAGCGUCUCAGAUUUUGGAUGUGAUUGGGGAGAUGAGAGUGUCAGUGCUGACUGAUGAGCAGCUGAUGAACAGCAGUGUCAUCGCAAAGUGGUUCUCCGGUCGUCUGAGCAAGUUCCUGCCACCUGAAUCAGGAAGCUUCCUGCACUGUCUGAGCAGCAGAAACCUCAGCUGUUCUUCAUACCAGCAAAUACUGCAGGUGCUGAUCCGCAAUUUUAAUAUCUACACUGGAAAUCAACGGCUUUUGGUCUUCAAAGAUUUCGUCCUCCGUUUCCUGUCAAAGCCAAACUCAGGUUCAGGCUGUGGGUCUGUUUCCAACGGCAGUGCAGACUGGCUAAUGAAGAAUCUGGGUCCAUUUUCUGAGUUUUUGUCCCUUAAAGAGAUGCUUGGUCUCAACCCAUACUUCAACCCUCUAGAGGCCCUGCAACAUCUCACUCCAGUACAGGAUGCAGAGCUGGUGUUGAGUUUUCCUACUUCUGUAGAGAAAAGCAUCAUCAUAAACACGGUUUUUGAUUACCUGACUAAGUUACCUGACGAAAAGGACUUUCGCUCAUUCCUUGGCUACCUUAUCUAUUACCAUUACCAGGGGAAUUUAUCCUGUGCAUCAUACAAACUACUGUUUGCCAGACUGGACUUGGCCAUUCCUACAGUUUCUCUUGCUGCAGCUUUAGACAUCACGUUCACCAAGAUGAAGUUGUCCUUGUACACACCCCCGGGUUGCCUCAUAUACACUUCAGAGUGCACUGUUACCAUGGCAAACGAAACAGACAUUUGUGUUGGAGUGAACAGCACAAUGCUGAAGCUCAACCUCAGCGAAGGGAUGAACCAGCGUGUCUGUGACUUUGCUGUUGAGGAAUUUGCCUGUUCCUCGAUCACACAGCUGUCCACGCUGCAAGCAGCAGAUCUGGCGGCGGUGUUGGCGUGUAACCGCUCCUCCAACUCCAGCGGCUCACGACAAGCCUGGAAGAUUCUCCUCUCCAAAGCCUCAAAUGUGCUGGAUGUAGCUCUGGAUCUUCUAACCAACACGACUCUGGACCCCAGAAAUGCUGCAGUUUCAGUGAUUUUAGACUCUAUACGAGAAAUCCGAUUGGACACAUUCAGCACGGCCAGCCUCAACCAACCCGCCCUCAUCCAGCUGUGGUUCAGUCAGCGGCUUCGCCCAUUCCUGCCUGCCGUUUCCCCUGAUUUCCUCUCAUGUAUCGUCACAAAAGGGUUGGACUGCAGCACCUACCAGCAAAUUGUGCAGAUUUUGAGCAGUGUCCAGCCACGCAUGACACUCUCCAGGCAGAUCUAUGUCUACACAUACUUCAUCAAGGCUUUCCUGACCUCGAAUAACCAAACAGACCACAGCUGCAGCUCAAACACUAGCAACAGCGGAGAGUGGCUGCAGAAGAACUUCGGAGGUUUCUCUGUCUUUGCGUCCAUCCAGGAGCUGCAGAGGAUUUAUCCCAACUAUAAUCCGAUGGAAGCCUUAUCGCAGCUGACCGUCAGACAGCUAGCUGACCUGUCCACUACACCCAAUCAGCUCACCUCCCCUGACCAGGUUGCCACAGUGAUGCAAUAUGUACCCAACAAAUUCCUCGCUGACUUCUUUGAUGACUUCUCACCUGCUAUCUUGGGUCAUGAAAACAAGUUGCCCAUCGGGGUGAGGUCAGCCAUGUUGCAAGUUGUGUUUGAUCGGGCAAACCUCUCAGAUCCUGCAGUGGGUGAUUCAGUUGUGUUGCUUUGGCUCCAAAAUCGACUGCCCGUCCUGCUGGUCAACCUGUCCUCGGAGAAUGUCAGGCCCUUCUUCAGAAUACUGGCGGGAAGAAACUGCAGUAUCCAGCAGCUGGGAGUCAAAUCCCUGAAUUCAACAAUCUCCUCUCUCAGUGGUGUUACAAAGAAAGAAAUCUAUAACAACAUCAUUCUGAUUCUCACAGAACCAAUACCUAUGCAGUGCUACGGUAACAACUACAACCACAGUUUCUACAGAUUCCUGGAGAGCUCCUUUAUGGGAUUCCAGUUCCCCAACGUCACCACCUUCCUGUCCCUCAUGCCUCACGACAGGGUGCAUCAGCUGGUGAACUCCAUACCUCCAUCAGAUCUUGCAGAUUUCCUCCGUCGCCCUGACGUUGUCGACAACGAUGCAGAGCUAUGUGUGAUCUACAGCAACUACGUCCAGACACCGAUUUUCCUAGAGACCGAGUCUCUCCCGGGGGUGGUGCGGCGGCCCACCUUGCCUUGCGUCUGGCCCAUGGCGCUCAGCAGCUCCAAGUGGUCAGAGGUCAACGCCUGGUUUGACCGACGCCUCGACAGCUAUUUGGUCUUCCUCACAAAGAGUCUGAUCAGCCCCAAUAUCACAUACAACUCCUCCUGCCUGGCCUUCCAAAAGCUCGUUUCAGUCCUUGGGAAAUACAAAUAUACUGCUGCAGACUUCACGAGGCAAGAUGUGUUCAACACCAUCAGAGCAUACCUCACCUCAGCCACGGUGCCAAGGUGUUACAACCCCAGCGACCCGGAACUAAACUCCACAGCCUGGUUUGCCGAGUACAUCGGCCUUUUCAUUCCUUUCCUCACUCUUGAGGAUCUUCAGACGUUCGGAUCUGAGCAGGUUCUCCAGGUGUUCACAGUGAACCCUCUGAACCUCGCUCUCUUCAAUUACUCCGGUUUACCUCUCAACCUCACCAACUACUACACCCAGCUCAUUUAUCAACAGGACAGCAACUUCAACCCUUUGCUACUUCCUCUGUUGGGCCGGUGUGUCGCUCCUGGUCCAACAUUCAGCCAGCUAACACCAGAACAAAGUAUGAUGCUUCUACACAACCUGACCACUCUCUGUUCAUCCAUUGACCCACAGAUUACUGCAGCUUUGGCAGGUAACUUCGGUGACAACAUCAAUGCUGCGGCCAUUACUGCCCUCGGCAGCCAAAGCAGCAGCCUGUCGACCGGUCAGAUCAAUAUGAUAAAGCCUCAGGAUCUAUAUGCUGCCCUCUCCAUUCUCAGCGAUGUUACAGGCUGGAAUGAAGGCCAGGCCAGUGCCAUUAUCCAGUCUCUGAUGUCUUCAGGGUUUAUGAAGAUCAACAGCUCGUCGUCGUUGUUAAUGCUGGGCUCUCUUGUUGUCGGUGUUCCUGCGAACACUUUCAGCAGCAUCAGCGGCUUCCAGCUGCUUACUUCAUCCAAAAAUCCUUCAUUCCUGGCAUACAUGCUGUCCGCUCCACAGAUUGUUCAGCAGAUCUUUGUUACUCAGAUCAUAUCAGUGAACAGCAACAGUGAGACGAUCAUACAGAACAUUCCAGAUGAUAUGGCCAUUCAGAUCCCUCGUGUUCAGCUGCUCGGCUUAUCAAAUAACAGCAGCGUUAUCAACACACUCAACCAGAAGAAAUGGAAAUAUCAGCAGGUUGAGUUGUUCUUUGAAAUAAUUGCUGCGGAAGCUGCGACUGCAAUGCUGGGAGGUCCAAACAAUUUGUCAUCCACUGUGCUGCAAGGGUUCACAUGCACCGGAGUGAGAAAUGUUAAUAAGGUGCAGAUCAAGAAGCUGAUCGGAGCCUGCCGCAGGAAAGGCAAGAACAAGGUCCCAUUGGUCGAGACUCAGUUGACCUGCAUGUAUAACUAUAUUAAAAAUGACUCAGAUGCCACCAGCUUCAACCUAUAUCCUCCUGAAAUGCUACUGUACUAUGAUUACUCCCUGGUGCCACAGGCCAGCUGCAGGUUCUAUUUUGAACAACUGGCAGAAGCAGACUUCUCCGUCUUCUCCUCCGCCCUCAGCUACAAACUGACCGCUCUGUUUGCUAAUGCCAGGAGCUGUCUGGGUAUAAAAAACACGACAUUGACUGCGGGUAAUAUAAUGGUGUUGGGAAACAUGUGCUGCACUCUGGAUGGUACCUACAUCGAGAACUCUGACCCGUCCAUCUUGGAAAAACUCAAGAACUGUCCGGACCUCACCGGCGCGCAGACAGCAGCUGUUGAAGCUCUGCUGCAGAGCGGAAAAACCCAGUACGGAGCUCCAUCAACAUGGGACGGCCAGACUCUGAAGGACCUCGAGAUCUUACCACUGUAUUUGACCUCAACCUUCUACAGUAACAUUAACAAAAAAACCAAGCAGAGUUUCUUGCGUUACUUCCUCAAAGUCAUCGCGAGCAAAGGAGUGGACAAACAGAAGAGGCGGAGAAUGAAGGAAGAAAUAAGAAAGUCCAUUAGAAACCAAGUCAAGUCAAAGCGAUCAAUCGUAAACGGGUGCACUGUUGGAAUGAUCACCCAGGUGACCAUCAGCGACGAGACGUUCCCCUUCAACUAUGACGACAUAACUCAGUUUAACUUUUGCCUCAACGCCUCGAUCGUUAAGGACAACUUGGAAGCCAUCACUAUGAAGGUGGACCAGGUGGAAUACCUCAGGAUUGUUCUCAGCAAGUUGCGAGAGGCUUACGCUGCCAGCUCCACUAUCCCAGAAAGUCAGGUUCGGCUCCUAGGCCCAGCGUCCCGUGUGGCUAACUUAAGUGACAUCAACCUGUGGACUAUCACUCAAAUCGACACACUCUAUGCUUUGAUGGACUCGUCCAACGGGCAGUGGGACCCGAGCUUGGCUAACGCCAUCAUCUCUAAGUAUCUGAGUAACCAAGGGAACCAACUGGGGAGUGCUGAGCUCAACUCCAUCGGUGGAGCCAACCUUUGCUCCUUGGACAUCGCAGUUUUGAAGAACAUUUCCCAUCAAAGCCUUAAAGAGGCUAACGCCCUGGUGGUAUCCAACUGCACCAUGGAGAAAAAGGAAGUCCUGUUCAACAUCGCCGCACAAGCAUUUGCCACAAUGACCCGCUCCACUGUCCCCGUUUCCUCUUUCCAGCUCAUACAACCUUUCAUCGGGGGUGCACCUGUAGCCUAUGUCCGAAGUUUGGUGCCUGCCAACAUCAACAUGGACAUGGCUACCCUCACCAGUCUGAAUCAGAACGUUGUACUGAACCUGACUGUUAGCGAGGUCCGAGGUUUGCUUGGCUCCAAUGUGGCCGAUUUAAAGUCCUAUGAAAACCAGACGGUGGUACAGAACUGGAUCACCAGGCAGUUGCAGACUGAUCUCAACACACUGGGAGUGGGGCUUUUGGGAGGCAGAGUUGACUCUACAACCACCACCAACUCUCCAACCACCGGCUCCUCAACCAUCAACUCCACUACUAUAACCACCAGUCGCCCCUCCACCACAGGUAAUGACGGUGCCCGCAUCCGAGCAGACUGCGGCUUCUCCUUCCUUGUUCUCGCGUUCCUCAUCGCUUCUCUUGUAUGAAGAAACACAUGGCGGAUUAUUGGAGUUGAUCCAUUUAGGCAUAUAUAUCUGCUAAAAGAAGGAAAUUAUGUGACCUCAUGCUGCAUUGAUUACUAUGAAGAAAAUGUAAAAUGUGUAAUUACAAUGCAUUAGAUGUAAAUAAUGUAUUCUUGAUUAGUGGAUGCCUCAGCAGCAAGUAUGCUCUGAACCCUUUUCACACCUUGCUUUUAGGCUCAUAGUUUUACUAAAUUUUUCCUGGUGGUUCAGUUGUUUCAGUUAUUAAAAUUAAGGUUUAACAGAAAAUGAAGAAGACAGUUUUUGUUGCUGUGUAAUCAUGUGUAACGUUUAGAUUGAAAAUGAACAUGUUGCCUGUAGCUGUAUGAGAUUAUCAAUGAAUGCAUAUUUUUUUAUCAUUGCACAAUCAUUAAAACGCACCACUUUUUGGGUCACAGGCGUCAUUUUAUCUGUGCUGUAAAUCUAACACCAACAACAAAUUUAGUUACUAAAUGAUCAUGAACAGACAAUAAAAGUAAGUCUGAGCCACAAGUAAGUGAACACCA